Molecule: messenger RNA, 2954 nt
Organism: Phacochoerus africanus (Common warthog)
Lineage: Eukaryota; Metazoa; Chordata; Mammalia; Artiodactyla; Suidae
Gene: TXNDC16
Product: thioredoxin domain containing 16
Exons: 21
Coding region: 363-2843 (826 amino acids)
Source: RefSeq, a predicted model, not a curated record
GUUCGGUGCAGCAAAGCAAGAGGGGCAUGACCCCGCCUUCUGCUUCUUCUCUUUCAAGUGGCGGGAACUGUCGGCCAGCCGUCCGGGUCCCAGCCCGCAGGUCUUGCUUGUCCUCCGGUCUCCGAGUAGAUAAUAUGUAUCAUCAGUAGAAAAGCUUCUUGAAGAAAUUGUUCAAAAGAAAUUUGAAAGGAGCAAAAGUAUAAGACAGAACUGACAGCAGAUGCAGAGGACAGCAUGGCAAUUUUACUUCAUUCAUUCAUUUAAUAAAUUCAUGCAGGAGAACUUUGUUUAACACCUAUUCUUGCCGAGUAUUGUCCUGAGCAACGGAACACGGCAGUGAACAAAUAAAAUCUCCCGCUGAUAUGCAGCUACAGCUGAUGAUGUCUUCCAGUUUCAGUGUAUUUAGAGUUGGCAUCUCUUUUGUCAUGAUGUGCAUUUUUUAUAUGUUAGCAGUAGACUCUCUACCAGAACUGAGUCCUCAGAAAUUCUUUAGUACAUUGCAACCAGGAAAAGCCACCUUAGCUUAUUUCUGUCAAGCUGAUUCUCCAAGUACCUCUGUAUUUCUUGAAGAACUGAAUGAGGCUGUUAAACCUCUCCAGGACUAUGGAAUUUCAGUUGCAAAGGUUAAUUGUGUCACAGAAGAAACCUCAAGAUACUGUGGAAGAGAAGAGGAUUUGAUGAAAGUGUAUUUAUUCAGGGGCAGCAUAUUACUCAGAGAAUUCCCGAGGGAUACCUUGUUCGAUGUGAAUGCCAUCGUGGCUCAUGUUCUCUUUGCUCUUCUUUUUAAUGAAGUAAAAUAUAUUACCACUCUGGGAGACCUUCAGAACAUAGAAAAUGCUCGGAAAGGAAAAACAAACAUUGUGUUCUCAUAUGUCAGAGCCAUUGGAACACCAGAGCACAGAGCAGUCAUGGAAGCUGCUUUUGUGUAUGGGACCACGUACCAAUUUGUCUUAACCACAGAAAUUUCCCUUUUGGAAAGUAUUGGCACUGAAGAUAUAGAAUAUGCACAUCUCUACUUUUUUCAUUGUAAACCAGUCUUGGACUUGACUCAGCAAUGUAAGAGAACACUAAUGGAACAGUCAUUGACUACACUGAACAUCCAUCAAUUUAUUAAAACAAUGGAAGCACCUCUGCUGACUGAAGUUGCUGAAGAUCCUCAGCAAGUUUCAACUGUUCAUCUCCAACUAGGAUUACCACUGGUUUUUAUUGUUAGUCGACAAGCUACAUAUGAAGCUGAUAGAAAAACUGCAGAAUGGGUUGCUUGGCGUCUUCUGGGAAAAGCAGGAGUUCUACUCUUGUUAAGGGACUCUUUGGAGGUGGACAUUCCUCAGGAUGCUAAUGUCAUCUUCAAAAGAGCAGAAGAGGGAGUGCCAGUGGAAUUUCUGGUAUUAAAUGAUGUUGAAUUAAUAGUAUCCCGUGUGGAAAGUAAUAUGUAUGUUGCUCAAACACAAGAAGAUGAAGUCGGUGACAUGGAAGAUCCAAAUAUGGGUAUUCAAGAUGAUGAAGUGGCAGAAACUGUUUACAGAGAUAGGAAGAGACAGUUACCUUUGGAACUCACGGUGGAACUAACAGAAGAGACAUUUAAUGCGACAGUGACGUCUUCUGAUAGCAUAGUGCUUUUCUAUGCUGCUUGGCAAGCAGUGUCCAUGGCACUUCUGCAGUCCUAUAUUGAUGUGGCAGUUAAGUUGAAAGGCACAUCCAGUAUGCUGCUUACUAGAGUAAACUGUGCAGAUUGGUCUCAUGUCUGUACUAAGCAAAAUGUUACUGAAUUUCCUGUUGUAAAGAUGUACAAGGGAGGUGAAAACCCAGUAUCUUAUGCUGGCAUGCUAGGAACUGAAGACCUCCUGAAAUUUAUCCAGCUCAGCAGGAUUUCAUGCCCAGUGAACAUAACAUCUGUCCAAGAAGCAGAAGAAUAUUUAAGUGGGGAAUUAUUUAAAGACGUAAUCUCCUAUUCCACUCUGUCAGUACUGGGGCUUUUUAGUCCAGCCAUGAAAACAGCAAAAGAAGAGUUCAUUGAAGCAGGAAACUACCUAAAAGGAUGUGUUAUCACAGGAAUUUAUUCUGGAGAAGAUGUUUCAAUACUGUCAAAUAAAUAUGCUGUAACUCUCCCAGCCCUGCUGCUUGCCAGACACAAAGAAGGCAGAAUAGAGAGCAUUCCACUGGCUAACACCCAUGGACAAAACAUAGUUCAAAUAGUAACAAAUGCAUCACUGGAAACAUUUCCAGAAAUCACUGUGGAAAAUCUUCCCACUUAUUUAAGACUUCAGAAACCAUUACUCAUCUUAUUCAGUGAUGGCAGCAUAGAUCCUCAGCAUAAAAAAGUAAUAUUGAUGCUGGUAAAAGAAAAACACUUGGAUUCACUUACCCCUUGCUGGUUGAAUCUGAAUAAUACUCCUGUGGGAAGAGGAGUCUUACAGGCGUAUUUUCAUGUUCUACCCCCUCUGCCUCUUCUUGUUGUGGUGAAUCUGCAUUCAGGAGGCCAAGUAUUUGCAUUUCCUUCAGACCAGGCUAUAACUGAAGAGAACCUUUUAUUGUGGCUGAAAAAAUUAGAAGCAGGGCAAGAAAGUCAUAUCACAAUUUUACCAGCUCAGGAAUGGAAACCUCCUCUGCCUGCUUAUGAUUUUCUAAGUAUGAUAGAUGCUGCAGCAUCUCAACAUCGUACUAGGAAAGUUUCUGAGUGUAUAAAAGAAACUGAUGUGCAGGAAAAUUAUAAAGAACAGCCUGAAGAUCAGUCAGCAAUCAGAAAAGAAUCAACUGGAAUAUUGAGAAUGAAACACUGGGAUAGAAGUAACUGGUUUGAAGAAGCAAAGAAACCAUUCAGGCAUGACAAUAAAGAAUUAUGAUGCUCAAAAAUGAGCUAGUUUUAUAGGGCUGUGGAACACUUUCCAGAGCCUUUUUGGCUUAUUUUAUAGACUUAAGAAUUUAUUUCAUUAAAAAGUAACCUUACAUCAGCC